Molecule: messenger RNA, 1743 nt
Organism: Ictalurus furcatus (blue catfish)
Lineage: Eukaryota; Metazoa; Chordata; Actinopteri; Siluriformes; Ictaluridae
Product: Glyco_hydro_56 domain-containing protein
Exons: 4
Coding region: 202-1743 (513 amino acids)
Biological process (GO): hyaluronan catabolic process; carbohydrate metabolic process
Molecular function (GO): hyalurononglucosaminidase activity
Source: RefSeq, a predicted model, not a curated record
AUAGGUAAUCUGCUAAAUGCUGUAAAUGUAAAUAGUCUGAUGUAAAUGUUGUUUUUUAAAAACUGAAAGAUACUAGAAAGACUUGGACCAAAAAUCAAGCAUGAAACACAAGCUGAGUGUGUUAUAACCCUUUCUCUGUCUCAGGUGGAGUUGGAGGGGGAGUGUGGAUGAGGAGCUUGGUGACAAUUCUCGAUCACCUCCAUGGAUCAUAGAAGAACCUCCAACCCCCUUUUCCCUCUCCUUCUGCUCCUCUUUGUCGAUUGUCCAUGUCUGAGUGGGCCAGCACGCUCUCCUCUCCUGCCUGGUCAGCCCUUCCUGAUUCUUUGGGCCGUACCAAACAAGGACUGUCUUGGUCGCCCUGAUCCGUCAGCUUUCGGAAUGGAGUGGGAGGGACGUGUUGCUGAAUUUUAUGAGGACUCACUGGGACUUUACCCAUAUUUCAAUACAGAGGGAGAGCCUGUGAAUGGCGGCCUGCCCCAGCACACCAGCCUGGAGCGCCACCUUCAGAAAGUGGAAGGGGACCUUACAGCAACUUUGCCACAGACAGGAAUGCCUGGCCUCGGAGUGCUGAGGUGGAAGGAGUGGGAGCCACAGUGGAGCCGAAACCUGGGGAAUCAGCGGAGGUAUUUGCAGAAAUCACGAGCAUUGCUCCGGGGUUUUUUCCCAGGCUGGAGCACAGACGAGGUGGAGAAAUGGGCUCAGGUGGACUUUGAAGCAGCAGCCCAAUUCAUACUCAUGGAGACCCUGAGAGAGCUCAAGAGACUCCGCCCACAGAGACUGUGGGGCAUGGCUCCAUACCCAAGCUGCUACAACUCUGAUCCCAAUCAGAUGCUGCUAGGCAAUUACACGGGCCACUGCUCUGCUGCAGAGAUGGCACUAAAUGAUGAGCUCAUGUGGCUAUGGAAGCGAAGUGAUGCACUUUACCCAAUCCUUGCACUGGAGAAACUCCCCGAUGGAACUAAGGGUGCAUGGCUGUAUGCAUCCAAUCAGAUCAGAGAGGCAUUAAGAGUGGCAGCUCUAGCAGGGACAACAUUUGAGCUUCCAGUUUUUCCACUGGUCAAGAGUAUGUACAUCUCUUCCAGUAGCUUUCUCUCCGAGGCUUAUUUGGUGAAUACAGUGGGAGAGAGUGCUGCACUGGGUGCAGCAGGAGUCAUUAUCUGGGACAGAUUCCUUACUACUAAAACACAGAGGUUGUGCUCUGAUCUUACCUCAUACGUGCAAGAAGUCCUUGGCCCCUAUGCUGUCAACGUAACCAUGGCAACACGUCUUUGCAGCAUGUCACUUUGCAAGGGCCUUGGCCGCUGUGUACGCAAGAAAGCAGAAGACCCUGUCUACCUGCACCUUCCUCCUGCCCACUUCCUGCUGCUACGCCGGGGAGCAGAGGGCAUCCGAGCAACGGGGCAACUCCCCCAGUAUUACCUGGAUGGGUGGAGACGGGACUUUCACUGCCAUUGGUUUGAGGCAUUGGAAGCAGCAGCUGCUGAUCAGGAGUCAGUUGGGAUUGAGAGUGGUGGUCAGAGGUCACUGCCCACAGUAAAGCCAAACAAUAUUGCUAUUCAUACUGUGGGCACAGAUGGUCAGAGUGAAGGGAUUGAGGAGACAUUUGGGCAAAGUGAGGAGACAGUGGCUCCCAUGACGCCUGCUGAACAAGAACCGUCAAAAAGUGGCUGCCCCGCCCACUUUGUGACCAUCAUACUUCUCUGUGUUCCGACAUUCUUCAGCUUCACAAACUUUAACUUCUAA